AAAUGUCAGCAAUUCUCUCGAACUCUUCAGUUUUUCUGCCAAUUUCAAAGGGGCCAGGGAGACACGCGCCCCAGUUUUCUCAUGACACAUUAGUCAAAGUUAUCGUCCUUGGACUCAUGACGAUCUUCUCACUGAUCGGCAAUGGCGCCACAGUUUACAGCAUUCGGCAACGGAAGAAGCUACUUUCGAGAUCCACGAUGCACAAACUCAUUCUGCACAUGGCGAUCGCAGACAUUUUCGUGACAUUAGCUUGCCUGCUGGUGGAGACCAUCUGGACCUACACUGUAGAAUGGUUAGCCGGAGAUUUUCUUUGCAAACUUGCCAAAUAUUUGCAGAUGUUCAGUCUGUACGCGUCUACGUUCGUGCUGGUGCUGGUGGGGCUGGACCGCCUGGUCGCCGUACGCUUCCCCAUGCAGCGCGCUAAGACCCUCAGCUACUGCGACGCGGCUGUCUUCAUCGCUUACGUUACGGCGGCAGUCCUCAGCAUUCCUCAGUUGGUGGUGUUCAGCGUGCAGUUGGGACCGUUCGUGGAGGUGUUCGAGCAGUGCGUGACGCACGGAUCAUACACGAAGUUUCGGUGACUAGAACAGGUCUACGGCAGCGUGUCUAUACUAACCCUCUUCGUGCUGCCUUUCACGGUCGUCGUGGUUACCUACGCCACCAUCUUCAUCACCCUGCACAAGAGUGAGCUGAAUAUUCGUGGCAACGACAACAAACAGCAAGACGGACAAGGUGGCAACCGCCAGCGUCUGAUCAAGCGAGCUAAAAGCAAAGCGCUACGCAUGAGUGUCAUAAUUGUGCUCGCCUUCCUCAUCUGCUGGACGCCAUACUACUACAUGAUGAUACUACACGUCUUCGGUGACAGCAAGGAUCAGGGCAGCGAGGUGCUGGACUCAGACUUGGACGACGUUAUAUUUUUCUUCGGGAUGUCGAACAGCCUCGUGAACCCUCUCAUCUACGGCGCGUUCCACCUCUGCGGACUGCGCGACAACAAGAGGAGAGGCCGCGAGCGUCUGCGUACGUUGAGCGGGCGUACGGGCACGAGCACGCGCACCACCACGUGCACCACCACGCGCACCACCACGUGCAACACGCGGUCCACAGCCCUGCAGCCCCACGUGAUGCCUUGCAACACGUCCAGCGACUCCCUGCAACUCCUCAAGCAACAUCCUUCACUGCAACUCCAACCUCGGUCAUCGUUGCCGUUGCAACGUCCGUUACAACCUCUACAACUUCAGAUGUCGCUGCCACUGCGGCAACAGGCUUCACAAACACCGUUGCUACAACGUAAAAAACUUACUCCUCAACCAAUUUCACCUCUUGUGCAACAUCAGUCGGGAAGCAAACAUCAGCAUUACGAGCAACAAACACAAUCUGAGACUCGUCACCAACAAGAGCACCAGCUAGACCACAAUAAAUUCAAUGUAAACAAUCAGAUCGAGACGACUACGCAAGAUCCAGAAUUGUUACUGACAUCACAACUUGGGAACAAUCCAGCAACGGACGAGCUGAAGCAGGAACAAUCUGGCCUUGAGCAAGAACAUCAAGAUGAGAUUAUGCAUCAGAAAACAUCUUGUGGACCUGACGAUCGUGAUCACACUUCAAGCGGUGAUGAAAAUAAUUUACCAGCUCGCAGUUUUUUAUUUAAGCAACAGAAAAUAAAACAACAGAAAAUGUGUCAUCUGCAAAAUUCAAAUUCUUUGAAGAGAGAAAAUUUGCUGGAGAAAUUACAGUGGAGGCGAAAGCAGAGCCUGCAACAGCUCCCACAAUAUGAAGGAAGAAUAAACUUUGAAGGAAAACGUGAGAUUGAUGAGAGAGAAAAGCCAAUGACUACAAAUUUCAGUAUAUUUAAGAGAUUGAUGAAUAAACAUGAUGGUACACAGGUGCAAGACACUGACAGCUCACCGGCUGACCUGCUCAUGAGUGACUACGAAUCAUUCGAGCCUCAACCGAGACCCAAACAGGUUGUAGAAUCACUACCAACGAAUGCUAAGA
Molecule: messenger RNA, 1995 nt
Organism: Hyalella azteca
Lineage: Eukaryota; Metazoa; Arthropoda; Malacostraca; Amphipoda; Hyalellidae
Product: gonadotropin-releasing hormone receptor-like
Biological process (GO): neuropeptide signaling pathway
Cellular component (GO): membrane
Molecular function (GO): corazonin receptor activity
Source: RefSeq, a predicted model, not a curated record